Messenger RNA from Alternaria rosae, 642 nucleotides. RefSeq lists its product as uncharacterized. Lineage: Eukaryota; Fungi; Ascomycota; Dothideomycetes; Pleosporales; Pleosporaceae. The transcript is spliced from 2 exons. The record is from RefSeq and is a predicted model, not a curated record. The annotation marks the transcript as partial.
CUACCUCAACGAGACGCUACAAAAGCUAGGUACCGCUCCUUCCUAAACCGCUUUCUGUGCUAUGUAUUCCGGUCAUGGCAGGUAUGUCAGAAGCUCAACCAAAGCUUGAGCGAGGUAUAUGGGCUUCAGCUGUCGGACGCACAAGCGGAUAUAAUAGAAUCUGUCUGGUCAGAUCUGUCCACAAAAGGAUUAAGUAAGGCAGAGCCUGCGUUCUCUUCCCGUAUAUCAGAAACCGUCUUCGAGCUGCUCGUGCUAUUUUGGACGGAUGUGUCCACAGACGGCAUAUUGAAAGGCAAAGCAAUUGUCCACUUCUCUGGUGUCCUGGGUAUCCAUCCGUACGAGUUAGCAUACCGUACAACUUCCGACUACACACCGUACCUAUCAGCUCUACUGUGGAUCGGAAGACUUAUCAUUCUCGAGUGCGCCUUGCCGCUGCGAGGCAAGAAGCAUCUUCCAGGUAUUGUCCAGCCUUUUGAUCCUCACACUCCAAGAGAUCGCGAUGGAAUAUUACGACUUCUCUCUUUCCAGACAGGACACAAUCCAGCUACCCAUGCUAGCGCGUACGCUUUAGAUCGUGCCUAUCCUGCCAAGCUGCAACCUAAGUUAGUAGAACAAUACCUUGAAGUUAGUAAGGUGUUACAC